AUGGGGUUAUCCGCUAGUCCAACUUCUGCCGCCAUAUUCUACUUUCUGGCUGCAAUUGCCGUCGUCUCAUGCUCCGAUCACGUUGCAGCACCCGCCGGAAGUGGAGUACUGAUAAAUGUCACCCCCUCUUUGCUUGUGGGGCCUGGUCCAUCUAGAGAUGUGCGGUGUGCUCGUGUCGCGGUCUCUGGUCUAUCAAGACUUCACCUUGGGAGCUAUUCUAGUGCCCACCGGAUAACCUUAGCCCCUUCAGAUGAUAUUCAGGAGAAAUCAUACAGGAAAAUUCAUAUUUGUUUGCACAGAAAUUCUUCUGUUGGAUUGUGUCAAUGUCAAAUUGAUGACUGGGAAAGCAUCCAGAGUGGAGCGUGGAGCUCUAUAGUUUCCCCUUAUGAAGACAAAUACAUUGAUGUGAAGUUUAUCGAAAACUUGUCUGGUUCAGUAACCGUUGAUGUUAAAUUAGAGUUUCACAAAUGGCGGUUACUUUGUUUGGCUAUUGGGUUGGUAUUAUUGCUUUUGGCUCCAAUUGUUAGUAGCUGGGUUCCUUUUUACUACAGCAGUUCAAUGGCAAUAGGAGUUUGUCUCGUCGUGAUAAUCAUUCUAUUCCAGGGAAUGAAACUGCUGCCAACUGGCAGAAAAAGUGCUCUUUACAGCACGCUGUGUGGUUUAGCGCUUGGAGCUGGAUCAUUUUUGCUAAACCGGUUCUCAAUGUUUGUCAAUUCAAUUCUUGUCAAUCUUGGGAUCAGUGAGGAGAUGCACAAUCCAGUGCUUGUGUUCUUGGUAGUUGGAAUUGUACUUGCUGGGGCUGCUUUUGGGUAUUGGCUUGUUCGGAAGUUUGUUGUUGCUGAAGAUGGAAGUGUAGAUGUUGGUGUAGCCCAAUUUGUGAAAUGGGCUUUACGUGUAAUUGCUGUGACUUUUCUCUUUCAGAGUACACUUGAUACACCUUUGGCAGCGAUAAUGCUUGUUUCUCUCUUGGCGAUUUACUUUCUCCUCACUUCUUUCAAGUGGCACAAAAUCUGGGAAUUUACAUAUUCUGGACGUGAAAGUACUCCAAAGUGGAGCAGCGUGAGGGAAUAUAAGAAUAAACGUGCUGAAUUCUUGAGCAGGUCUGGAAGUCCAACUUCUAGACGGAGUUUGUGGAAAAGCCCUAAAAGUUCACCUGCUUGGUCAAACUCGCCUGUGAAAGGUGUCGUGACACCAUCGAGUCAGAGGCAUAAGAUGAAUUACGGUUCGACACCAUCCACGGCGAGCGGCAGCACAAAGGGAGGCGAGUACUACUCGACCUUCCACACAACUCCCAACCGAAAGAAAUUCUCAAAAGAAGAAUGGAAGGAGUUCACGGAAGAGUCAACCCGGAAGGCCCUGGCCGAGUGGGCCUCGUCCCCUGAGUUCACCGACUGGAUCGUCAACCACGCCGACAGGAUACAGCUCAAGCCCGACCGCAGUUCAGAUGAUGAGUCGAUUGAAAGUGGUUCAGAUUCGACUGACGAGAAUGCUGCACAGAGUAGCAGCGGGAGAGGUUUAUUAUGGCGUCGCCGUCAUUAG
Messenger RNA from Striga hermonthica, 1539 nucleotides. The record is from the annotation of a GenBank genome assembly. Lineage: Eukaryota; Viridiplantae; Streptophyta; Magnoliopsida; Lamiales; Orobanchaceae.